GUCACUACUCGCAGUCUAACCAAGAAUAGUGCGAGUACUCGUAGUCGAUCGAACAAGGACGUGAAUCGCGAUGGCUUUCGGAGAUUAUCCAGCGGAAUACAACCCGAAGGUCCACGGACCGUACGAUCCGGCACGUUUCUACGGCACACCGGACACUCCGUUUAGUCAGGUGAAGGUCGGAGAGAUUGGUGCCUGGCUCGGCCGUCGUAACAAGACUCCACCAGCGGUUGCAGGUGCCGUAAGUCGUGCCUUCUGGAGAUGGCAACAUAAAUACUGGCAGCCGAAGCGUAUGGGGAUCGCUCCAUUCUUCCAAGUUAUCUUCGGUGGCAUGGUCUUCUUCUACACCAUCAAUUAUGGCAAAUUGAAGCAUCACAGAAAUUACAAGUAUCACUAAUCUGGGUGGUCUGGCUAGUGCGUACGGGAGCAGAAAAUCCAUUAUGUAAUGCGGAAAGUUGUCAUGAGCAAAGAUGGAUUCUGCUUCAAAAUGUAGACAAGAAAUGAGCGGAUAAAUUAGAAGAAAAAUACCUCCGCUGGUUCUGUUGUACUGUGAAUUAUGCAAUUUGUGGAAAAUAAAUAUGUGAAACUAUAAAAA
Toxorhynchites rutilus septentrionalis is the source of this 592-nucleotide messenger RNA. RefSeq names its product putative ATP synthase subunit f, mitochondrial (gene ATPsynF). Gene Ontology annotation, biological process: proton motive force-driven mitochondrial ATP synthesis. Gene Ontology annotation, molecular function: proton-transporting ATP synthase activity, rotational mechanism. The coding region runs from base 71 to 394 and encodes 107 amino acids. NCBI's taxonomy places the organism in Eukaryota, Metazoa, Arthropoda, Insecta, Diptera, Culicidae. The record is from RefSeq and is a predicted model, not a curated record. The transcript has a single exon.